Molecule: messenger RNA, 726 nt
Organism: Aegilops tauschii subsp. strangulata
Lineage: Eukaryota; Viridiplantae; Streptophyta; Magnoliopsida; Poales; Poaceae
Source: RefSeq, a predicted model, not a curated record
AUGAACUCCCAGGAGGAGGACCUUGCCGCGCGUGAGGAGAGGCUCGCCGCAAUGCUUCAUGGAAAGGACGAGGAGGUGGAGAAGCUUGUCGUGCAGCGGACCAAGGAGCUGGAGCAGUGGCACAAGGAGGCACUCGAUGCCCAGGCUCUGCCUCACGCCGACAAGAUGCUUUCGGAGGCCAAGGCCCGGGAGGAGGCCCUGGCCAGGCAUCUGGAGGCUGAGAAGCAGCAGCGGAAGAACAAAGCCGCCAACCACAAGGACUUUGUGGAAGCGGCCACCACCAUCGCGGCCGAGCUCGCGCUCGUCGCGCCAUUGCCCGCCCUUCUGCCGCGUACUACUACUCUGCCCGGCGCUGGCGCUGCUGCCCCUUACUACUGCUGCUGUUGCCAGCUGCGGCUGGUGCCCCUACCCCGCGCCCGCGCCUUGCCUCCCGCGCCGUCCGCCGUGGCCCCCUGCUCGCCCGCCUCCGCUUGGCCCUCCACCCGCCGGCACACAACCCUGCCCGCGGCCGUGGCUGCUGCUGCCCCGCGGCGCACGCUCGCCCCUGCCGCCGUUGGCUGCCUGCUGCACCGCCGCGCGCCGCCUCGUCCGUCCCGCGCCGCAGCUGCUAGCUGCCCUUCUCCGUAUCGUCGUUGCGCGCCUAGCCGCGUGGCCUCACGCCCGCGGCUGCCCCCUCUCGCUCGCCGCUCCUGCCGCCCUGCUGCGCCCGCGCCACCGCCGCCCUAG